UGGCAAAGUGUUUACCUGUACAGGCACCAGAAAAUGGAAGAAUAAUUAUGACUGGUGGAUUUGAGCUAGGCCGAGAAUAUUCCUUUGGCCAGGUUGUGAAUUUUGAAUGUAAUGCAAAAUACAGGCUUGUUGGAUCUGAAGAAAUAAUUUGCUCUUCUAAUGGAAAAUGGAAUAGUGAUGUGCCUCAGUGCCAAGAGAUUAUCUGUGAUGUGCCAAAAAUUCUGCACGGAUAUGUACGUUCUCCAAAGGGCUCUUACAAGGAAUCUGAACAACUACAGUUUGCCUGUGAUGAAGGAUACAGAUACGGUGAAAGAGCAGGUGUACAAUGUACUGAAUCAGGAUGGAAUCCAACCCCCUAUUGCACUGAAAUUGUAUGCUUUCCUCCAAGAAUUCCUAAUGGGAACUUCAGACCUCAAGAAGACAACUACAUAGUAGGUGAUAUAAUCACAAUACAAUGUAAUCCUGGAUAUCAUUUCAAAACAUUGACUGGCAAGAACACAGCUGAAUGCACCAAGAAUGGCUGGGUGCCUGAUCCAGGUUGUGUCCAGAAACCGUGUGACUACCCAGCUAUAGAAAAUGGCAAGUUAAGUGGCACACUGGAGUACUACAAAAACUAUUACUUUCCAAUGAGGUUUGGGCAGCAUGCUGAUUACCACUGCAAUGAUGGUUACUCAACCCCAAGUGGAGCAUACUGGGUUCGAAUGGUCUGUUCUGAAAGGGGCUGGUCUCCAGAGCCAAAAUGCCUCAAAAAAUGUCACAUCAGACAGCUGGAAAAUGGUUAUUUCUCACAGAGCCAGAAGAAUGUUUACAAGGAAGGUGAAAGAGCUAAAUAUGUCUGCAACGAUGACUAUCAUACUGAACAUGAAGAUGGGGAAGUCACGUGCACAAAGGAUGACUGGUCACCUCCUCCAAGAUGUAUCCGUAAAAAAAAAUGCCAGAAUAUCAAUUUUGACAAUGGUUAUUUCACCUUGGGAAAGAAAACAUUUCAUUUACAGGAGAAGGUCAUCUAUAGUUGUCGUACUGGCUUUGUAACUCCAGAAGGACAAGAAAGAGGAGUGAUACAGUGUCAAGAGAAUGGCUGGACUCCAGCUCCAAAGUGCAUCAAAUCAUGUAAAACACCUCAUUUGGACAUUUUGAAUUACCACGCAAAUAAAACUAUGUUCAUGCCUGAAGAUACAAUUGAGUAUGCGUGUUUGGAGGGAUAUCAAACUGCAAAUAAUAUGCCAACUGGCACCACAAGGUGUGGCAUAAAUGGUGAAUGGAGUCCAACGCCUGAGUGCCUUGCCAUAGAAUGUGAAAUGCUGACAUUGCCCAAUGGAGACUUUUCUCCUAAAGAGGGUAAAUAUCACAAUGGAGAUGUUGUGAAAUUUACCUGUGCAAACAACUACAUGAGAGUGGGACCUGCCUCUACUCAAUGCUAUUACUUUGGAUGGUUUCCAUCACCACCAGUGUGUAAAGUGAAAGCCAGAGGCUGUGGACCUCCACCUGAGAUUACCAAUGGAAGUAUUGCUGGUGACUCUAUGGAACGGUAUCGGCAUGGGGACAGAAAGCAAUAUGAAUGCAACAUCGAAUUUAAAUUGGUUGGAUCAAAGGAAGUAGAAUGUGUUGAUGGACAAUGGUCAUCUCCUCCCUCUUGCAUUGAAGACAAAAUGCCAUGUGGAUCACCGUCCUCUAUUCCGAAUGUUGUUCUUCAUCAGGAAGACCAGACCCAGUUUUCGCAUGGUGAUGAAGUAAUUUAUAGAUGUAAACAAGGCUCUGGCAAUUCUAAGGAAAUGAAAACAAAAUGUCUUAAUGGGGAAUGGAAGACUUUACCCCUUUGUGCCG
Messenger RNA from Fulmarus glacialis (Northern fulmar), 1824 nucleotides. RefSeq names its product complement factor H-like. The record is from RefSeq and is a predicted model, not a curated record. Lineage: Eukaryota; Metazoa; Chordata; Aves; Procellariiformes; Procellariidae. The annotation marks the transcript as partial. The transcript has 10 exons.